Messenger RNA from Felis catus (domestic cat), 4496 nucleotides. It is a transcript of the gene AFF2, whose product is annotated as AF4/FMR2 family member 2. Gene Ontology annotation, cellular component: nuclear speck; nucleus. Gene Ontology annotation, biological process: regulation of RNA splicing. The coding region runs from base 617 to 4324 and encodes 1235 amino acids. Lineage: Eukaryota; Metazoa; Chordata; Mammalia; Carnivora; Felidae. The transcript has 21 exons. Gene Ontology annotation, molecular function: G-quadruplex RNA binding. The record is from RefSeq and is a predicted model, not a curated record.
GUUUACCUGGGUGAGGCCUUGGCAGGAACGCCCCCGCCCUUCUCAGGAGGGUCUUAGCUUCCUCCCGUGUUAAGGAGGGCAAUCUCUCUGUCAUUGAGGCCAGGGCAACAGACGGGUGGGCAAAAUCGGAGCUAACAGAAAAGCCCCAUUCUAGAGAGAAGCUUCUCACCCUCACGCCCUGCACGGAUUCCAAAAGGGAGAGGGGCUCCGGAGAGAGAACUCUCUCUCUCUCUCUCUCUCUCUCUCUCUCUCUCUCUCGACCUUCGGAUAAUUAAGACUCAAUUGAGUUGUGGGUGUUUGGUGGUUUUCAUACCACUGUAAUGUGACCAAUUUCAUCAUUUCCUGGAGUAAAAAGUUGGAAGAACAUUGUAUAACUUGCUAUCAGGGAGAGGCCUUGAGUUGAGUUUUGGCUCAACCCUCCCCGUCCUCAUCAGGUCACUAUGAACAAGACCGUAGUGCCCUUAAAAAAAGGGAAUGGGAGCGGAGGAAUCAAGAAGUCCAGCAAGAAGACGAUCUCUUUUCUUCAGGCUUUGAUCUUUUUGGGGAGCCCUACAAGACAAACAAAGGUGAUGCACUUGCCAACCGAGUCCAGAACACGCUGGGAAACUAUGAUGAGAUGAAGGAUUUGCUAACUAACCAUUCUAAUCAGAAUCAUCUAGUGGGAAUCCCAAAGAAUUCUGUGCCCCAGCCUCCCAUCAACAAAAACGAGCCAAGCUUUCUCCCCGAGCAAAAGAACCGAAUGCUCCCACCUCACCAGGAUAACACUCACCCCUCGGCCCCAAUGCCUCCGCCUUCUGUCGUGAUACUGAAUUCCACUCUAAUACACGGCAACAGGAAAUCAAAAGCUGACUGGCCACGGGAUGGUCAUAACGCUAGCCUUGUACCAGCCAGCCAGGCCAGUAGCCAGCCAAACAAGAUGCAGCUGCCUGCGCAAGACCAGCCCCAAGCCCGACUGGAAGACUUCUUCGUCUACCCGGCUGAACAGCCUCAGGUCGGGGCCACCGAAGAGUCAAACCCAUCUGCGAAGGAAGACAAUAGCCUCAAGUCCAGUGGAGGGGAUGCUUUCAAAGAAAUCUUUCAGUCCGUCUCACCAGAAGAAUCUGAAUUUACAGUGCACGCUCCUGGGUCUCCCCUAGUUGCCUCCUCUUUGUUAGCUCCCAGCAGUGGCCUUUCGGUUCAGAACUUUCCACCAGGGCUUUACUGCAAAACAAACAUGGGGCAGCAAAAACCGACCGCGUAUGUCAGACCCAUGGAUGGCCAGGACCAGGCACCGGACAUCCCUCCGACACUGAAACCUUCCAUUGAAUUCGAGAACAGCUUUGGGAAUCUGUCAUUCGGAUCACUGUUGGAUGGAAAACCCAGUGCGGCCAGUUCAAAGCCCAAACUGCCCAAGUUCACGAUUCUCCAAACAAGUGAAGUAAGCCUUCCCAGCGAUCCAAGCUGUGUUGAAGAAAUCUUACGGGAGAUGACCCAUUCCUGGCCUGCUCCUCUCACUGCCAUGCAUACUUCUGGAAACUCUGAGAAGAACACACUUUCCAUCCCAGGACAGGAAUCCCAACAUCUGACCCCAGGAUUCACCUUACAAAAGUGGAGCGACCCGACUGGCAGAGCUUCUACAAAGUCAGUACCGCUCGAGUCGAUGCUUGAGGACGACUUGAAGCUGAGCAGUGAUGAAGACGACCUUGAGCCGGUGAAGACCUUGGCCACUCAGUGCACCGCCACUGAGCUCUACCAGGCUGUUGAAAAGGCAAAACCUAAGAACAAUCCUGUGAACCCGCUCUUGGCCACUCCUCAGCCCCCACCUGCGGUGCAAGCCGGCGGGGGCUCCGGCAGCUCCAGUGACUCUGAGAGCAGCUCCGAGUCAGACUCUGACACUGAAAGCAGCACCACUGACAGCGAGUCCAAUGAGGCGCCUCGUGCGGCCACGCCAGAGCCUGAGCCGCCCUCAACCAACAAGUGGCAGUUGGAUAAAUGGCUUAACAAAGUGACUUCCCAGAACAAGUCGUUUAUUUGUGGCCAAAAUGAAACGCCCAUGGAGACGGUUUCUGUGCCUCCUCCAAUCAUCCAGCCAAUGGAAGUCCAGAUCAAAGUGAAGACGAACCCCAGCCAGGUCCUGGCUGAACCCAAAGAGAGGCCUCUCCUCAGUCUUAUCAGGGAGAAAGCCCGUCCACGGCCUACCCAGAAAACUCCAGAAACAAAGGCUUUGAAGCAUAAGUUGUCAACAACUGUUGAGACAGCUUCUCAAAGGACAAUUGGAAAAAAACAGCCCAAAAAAGUCGAGAAGAACACCAGCAUUGACGAGUUUACCUGGCCCAAACCAAAUAUUACCAGCAGCACCCCCAAAGAAAAAGAAAGCGUGGAGCUUCCUGAUCCACCAAGAGGCCGCAACAAACCAUCUGCCCACAAACCAGUCCCUAGGAAGGAACCAAGGCCGAACAUUCCCUUGGCCACCGAGAAAAAGAAGUACAGAGGGCCUGGCAAGAUCGUGCCAAAGUCCCGGGAAUUUAUCGAAACGGAUUCAUCUACAUCUGAUUCCAACACAGAUCAGGAAGAGACCCUGCAGAUCAAAGUCCUGCCUCCUUGCAUUGCUCCCGGGGGCAAUUCUGCCAAAUCGAAGGAAACCUGUGGUGCCAGCCUGACCCUCAGCACCUCGGUCAGCAGUAGCAGCAGCAGCAGCAGCAGCAACAUAUCCGUCAAUAGUGAGGAACCAGCUUUUUCGCCCAUCCCUGUCAUGCAAACGGAGCUUCUGUCCCCUCUACGAGAUCACGAGAAUCUGAAAAAUCUCUGGGUGAAGAUUGACCUUGACCUGCUGUCUAGAGUACCCGGUCACAACGCACUGCAAGCAGCACCAGCCAAGCCAGACCCCAAGGAGACUGCGCCGAAGCCCAAGCGCCAGACCGCUGCCGCGGCUGUGGAAAAACCCGCCCCUAAGGGCAAGCGUAAGCACAAGCCAACGGAAAUUGCAGAGAAAAUCCCUGAGAAGAAGCCACGUCUGGAGGAGGCCGCCGCUAUCUGCCUGCUGCCCCCAUGCAUCUCACCAGCCCCACCCCACAAGCCUCCCAACACUAAAGAGAACAAUUCAUCCAGGAGAGCAAAUAGAAGGAAAGAAGAAAAGCUGUUUCCUCCACCACUUUCCCCACUGCCAGAGGACCCUCCACACCGUAGAAACAUCAGCGGCACCAACGGUCCCUUUGGUCAAGACAAAAACAUCCCUGUGAUUGGACAGAUCACCUCUACCAAACCUAAGAGGAGUGAAGGCAAAUUCUGUGCUACUUUCAAAGGGAUAUCCGUAAAUGAUGGAGACACUCCAAAAAAGACCACGUCUGCCACCGUCACGGUCACCAACACUGCUAUUGCCACUGCCACUGUCACUGCUACUGCCAUUGUCACUGCCACUGUCACGGCCACUGCGACCGCCACUGCCACAGCCACUACCACAACCACUACCACAACCAUUUCCACCAUCACAUCUACCAUCACUACUGGCCUCAUGGACAGCAGUCACCUGGAAAUGGCGUCCUGGGCGGCCCUGCCCCUUCUGUCCAGCAGCACCACCAACGUCCGGAGACCCAAGCUCACUUUUGACGACUCGGUUCACAAUGCUGAUUAUUACAUGCAAGAGGCUAAGAAGCUAAAGCACAAAGCUGACGCACUGUUUGAGAAAUUUGGCAAAGCCGUGAAUUACGCCGACGCAGCCCUGUCGUUCACCGAAUGCGGCAACGCGAUGGAGCGCGACCCUCUGGAAGCCAAGUCUCCGUACACCAUGUACUCUGAGACCGUGGAGCUCCUCAGGUACGCGAUGAGACUGAAGAACUUUGCGAGCCCCCUGGCUUCGGACGGGGACAAAAAGCUGGCAGUAUUAUGCUACAGAUGUUUAUCACUUCUCUACUUGCGGAUGUUUAAGCUGAAGAAGGACCAUGCCAUGAAGUACUCCAGAUCACUGAUGGAAUAUUUUAAGCAAAAUGCUUCAAAAGUCGCUCAGAUACCGUCUCCCUGGGUAGGCAAUGGAAAGAACACUCCUUCCCCGGUGUCUCUCAACAACGUCUCUCCCAUCAACGCGAUGGGCAGCUGUAACAACGGCCCGGUCACCAUCCCCCAGCGCAUUCACCACAUGGCCGCCAGCCACGUCAACAUCACCAGCAACGUGUUACGGGGCUACGAACACUGGGACAUGGCCGACAAACUGACAAGAGAGAACAAAGAAUUCUUUGGCGAUCUGGACACACUGAUGGGGCCCCUGACCCAGCAUAGCAGCAUGACCAAUCUCGUCCGCUACGUUCGCCAGGGACUGUGUUGGCUGCGCAUCGAUGCCCAUUUGUUGUAGUGGGUGCUCCCCCCAUGUCCAGCAUCACCACCCAUCACUCUACCUCUACCAGAGCACCAACGGUCACUGGUGGAACUCCACUCAUUUGGGAAAGUUCUCUUUGAUUCUGUUUGUUUUUACACUUCUUUUGAUACCUGUGAAAAACAGAAGUCAUUGUAAGUGGACACUACAA